Branchiostoma floridae (Florida lancelet) is the source of this 1778-nucleotide messenger RNA. RefSeq lists its product as uncharacterized. The record is from RefSeq and is a predicted model, not a curated record. Bases 297 to 1055 code for a protein of 252 amino acids. The transcript has 8 exons. Gene Ontology annotation, molecular function: DNA binding. NCBI's taxonomy places the organism in Eukaryota, Metazoa, Chordata, Leptocardii, Amphioxiformes, Branchiostomatidae.
ACGCAGCAAGUAAGAGGUCACUCAGUAAAGAAAAGCUGAGGGAGGAUUCUGCAAGGGAUGCCUCCAUUGAAAUACUUGAAAAAGUGAAGCGGACGCGUCAAGCUGCAUCAAGCGGUCAGUCUCCCGAAGAGUCAUCCAGUGAUGAGAGAAGGGAAGAUGAUGAUGAUGGUGACGUUAGUGGUGAUGAUGACCAUGACAGUAUCAUUUUGACAGACAGUAUCAUUGUGACAGACAGUGUGGAGGAAAAGCUUGACACAGUGCUGGAACAGCAGAAAGUGAUCAUUACAAGGCUAGACAUGGUCAUGGACGUGCUCCAACACAAGAAGAAGAAGAAAGUUCAGGCCAACAGCUAUCAGCCAACCAGCCAACCAGCCAACCAGCACAACCUACAACAAUCCUACCUACAACCAGCCAACCAGACAACCUACCACCAUCAGCCAAACAGCCAAACAGCCAACCAGCACAACCUACAACCAGCCAGCCAUCAGCCCACCAGCCCACCAGCCCACCAGCACACCCCCUUCCAGGACUUUAAUUCAUACAACUACCAGCCCUACAACAGCAACACUUACCAGACCUACAGCAGCACAUACCAGCCAUACAACAACUACUAUCAGCCGUCAUACCAGCAGACCAUCCCUGACAAUGCCCGGGGACAGGACACCUCCCCCUCUACCUCUUCCACCAAUAGUACUGUUCUGAUCGGGGCACCCUGGCGGCAGGUGGCCGUACCAGCACCUGUGAUCGCACAGGUGGCUUCCCUCCAGUCAGAAACGCCAGACAAGAGCAGGGCGGCCAAAGUGCGGGCGUUGAUGGAUGCGAUAUUCAAGACAGAGGAGAUGGUAGCAAACAACACGGAUGGUUCUGUUAAGGACGGCCUAGGCCGUCUUGACGAGAACAAGCUGAAUGCCAUAAGGGAACAUCUGGUCACCACUGAGCCGGGGAACCAGGACCCUCAUGAACCAGGCUACAAAACCAAAGUGCACAAGGUCAUUAAUUUAAGGUGCCGGAAAGUUCGACACAUUGUUACAAAGGAGAAAGGUGUCCAGAAGUGAUGUCUUUCAGGAGGCCCAUCAGAUAUCAGGACUAGAUGGAGAUAUCAGUACUAGACUAGGCUAGGGCAGGAAACCUCACACAUUAUUUAACACACAUAUGGCGACCAAUACCUGAUAAACAGACUGUUAGCUGAUACAAAUGUUAGAUAUGUCAAUCUGUUGUAAUUGAGGGUCUACAUUCAACUACGAACCAUACCUAUCCCUGCAUUAUCUUACUAUCUGUGUAGAGCAAGUCCCUGUAUGGUUAAUGUUCUUGUGCAAGCGUCAUCUGUGUGAAAUUAUCUCCUGUUGAUCACUCCGAGGUUCACUGUUAGUGUAACUGUAAUGUUAGAUCAUUGCACUAUUUGUUGUUUACUCCACUGUUUAAACAUAUGUAACCCUAAUUAUGACAAUAGGCAUACUGUACCUUACUGCGACUUUAGGAGUUGCAAGUCAGUUCCGUUUUCUUUCAUAUUUGUAACUAGUUUAAGUCUUGAGUUAAUUUGCAUUUAACACCUUCUGGAUCUGAGUUAGAUCUUGGUAGACAUGGAAAGGUUGGAUUCGUUCCAUUCUCUGUGGGGCAAACUUUGUGCGUAGGUUGCGCUCAAAGCCCCCCAUCUCACCUGAUUAACAGGUACAAAGUUGUGAUGGAAAUUGGUAACACUGGAAACCUUAUGUAUCUCACUCCCCCUUCUUAUGCCACAAGAACUGUGUUUGUGUCCUUUAUUCACUUGUACAUUAUAU